AUGGACGUGGUGGGAAACACCUCCUCCUUCCCGCCGGGAGGGAACGCACCGGACGCGAGCUCCGCAGGGAACGAAACGGACUGGCAAAGGAAGAUGUCACCCAUGGCGACAGCUGCCGGUGAAAAGGGGGAACCCAGCCUAUACAGCUGUGGUGCUGACGCCUUACCGCCAGGUUUGAGUGUCAUGCCGUCUUCAGUGGCGACUUCCCUUGCCCCACACGCCGCAUUGGAUGCAUGCGUCGAGGCGUUUCGCGUGUACACUUCUGCGGCGCUUGUGCUUCCAGAGGAAAAAGCGGUUAUUCUUUCCAUGUUGGAUGCCGUGGCAAAGUACACCCAGGCGCGCCUGCGCACCCAGAAAAUCUUUCAUGAGUGUGAGGCAUGCUUGCACCAGGCCGCGCAGCUGCAGACCAGCAUUAGUGCAGCGGCGGUAGCAUUUGCCUCAUCAACCUUGAGCAACGUGACGGAUAACUUUGUGUUUCAGUCGCCGUUACCUGCAGUGGGUUUUACGUCAAGCACAGCGAACCUACAGCGGGGACGGGCCAAGGUGGACACGGAUCUAGCCGAGUGUAGGCGGAUGCUACAGCAGGUGGAGGCCUUUGCGCGGGCGUUUCAGGACCUGCAACGACGUCGGGCACGUUUGCUUGAAGGUCUUGAGGAUGAAAAGCAGCGCCAGCUCCCACCACCCUCUCCUCAGUGUCACGAUGUUGCGCAUAUGCCGCUUGCCGCGCCCCCUGUCUCCCAGCUUCACGCCACGCUGGAGGAUUGCAUUUCACAGCUGCACACACAGUGGGAGACGCACGUCACGGCCACUGCAAACAGUUUUGUAUGCAGGCUGCACGGCACCCGCCCUCAGGAGAGCGGUGAGGUGCUCGACAGCAAUGAAGGGGAGUUGGUAGAUAACGUGCGUUUGCUCAUGUCGCUGCUGCAGGUGUGCGACAACACGCUUGGCCGUGUGGAUACGAUGCGCAGCCGCAUCAGUCGCCUUGGUUCGAGCCGCAUUGAAGAAGCAGAGGCGCUUGAAAAGCUCCUUGCGAACAUGGAUCAUUAUGACCCGACCGCUGAGGAACACGCGGGACGGCGCAAGCAAAUCGAUGCGGAGUUGGAGGAGCUGCGGAGUUGGUUGACGCACAUUGGGCAGCUUCGCCAGCGGGCGAUGAGCACAGCAGAGUUGCUGCAGCAGUUUUUGCUCAACGAAAACAGGGAGGCUGCGGGUUCCGGGCGAACCUCCUCGUGCCUGCCGCUGCCCAGCGAGGGUGGAAGCGCACCGUCGUCGCACCGGCCAUCGCUGGGGGGCCCGGCCUCCCUGGACGAGUGGCGGCAGGCUUUGAUUGCGCCAGACACCGCCGCCGCGAAAGAGACGGGCAGACACGCCGCAGAUGCCACUGCGGCUAGCGGAGACGCUAGCGCCAGUGCCGCGACGGAUCCCGCCGCCCCCGCGUUGACUCCGGCAGACAUCGCCUGCAAAAACGAGUAUCCGACGUCUGCAGUGCCCACUGCCGCUGAGGGCGUGAGCAACGCGGAGGACAACUCUGGCAGCGUUGCCUUGCCGGGGCCACCCAGGAGUGCCGCCGCUGUGGCUGAAGACUGCAACACGAACACGGUGCCGGAAGGGAAGUGCAGGCACGGCCCUGCAGGGCUGCAGCCUGCUCCUGGCGACGCCAGUGGAGAUGAUGAUGGGGAUGACGACGCGACGUCUUCAUACCACGCCAGCGCCUUUGACGAAAACGACAGUCGGGGGCAUGUGGAGAGUGGCGCCCGCUGUCGCCGGCGACGAAAGCGCCCCGCCGCUGCGGGGUACUUGGGCGGCAUCGCAGCGUUUGCCAGAGCGGUGGUGCAGCGGGCCACGCGGUUCAGUGACUCGGAGUACAGCUCCGCGAGCGACUGCGAGAGCGAGACGGAGGGGCGACGCCGGCGACGACUUGAGUGA
Trypanosoma rangeli is the source of this 1926-nucleotide messenger RNA. RefSeq lists its product as uncharacterized. The transcript has a single exon. The record is from RefSeq and is a predicted model, not a curated record. The coding region runs from base 1 to 1926 and encodes 641 amino acids. NCBI's taxonomy places the organism in Eukaryota, Euglenozoa, Kinetoplastea, Trypanosomatida, Trypanosomatidae.